AUGUCUCUAUUUGUGUGGUGCUCAAGAAGAGUUGGCGCGCUCAGCAUCAUUGCGCUGACAGCUCUGUCUUUCUGGGUUGUUUCUCAAGAAGCCGGCGCUGAACGACCAUUUGGCCAGCUUUCGGAUAACAUGAGAGUUGAAGAAUCAAGUGUCACACCACUCCAGAAAUUAUCCGGAAUAGGGGCCAGGGUUUUUGCCUACUACAGUCUCCUUGUACACCUUCUGGUGUUUGUCUUUCCUGUAAGGGCUUGUUGGUCCGUCUGGACCAUCGCCAAGCUACUGAGAAGAGAUGCGCAGAGCAGGGCCAUCAUGGAAUAUAAAAGACGCAAUAGGCGCCGCCGGAUAUCUUUGACAUCUGAUUCUAGCUCGGAUACCGUCGUCUUCGACACGCCACCUUCGGACAGCACUGCUUGCUCACCGGCGGUAAGUGAGACGAGCGACUCUGACUUGGAAAACUACACCGACAGCACCGAUUAUUCAGAUCAUCUUGUGGCUCAUGCAGUUAUCAUUCCAAACUAUAAGGAGGAUAUGGAUACUUUGAGGGAGACUCUUGACGUUCUUGCAUCCCACUCGCAGGCUGAGUAUUCGUAUGAUGUCUACCUAGGAAUGGAACAGCGUGAACAUGAGGCAGAGUCAAAGGCUCUUCGGCUGAUUCAAGAUUUCGCCAAAAAGUUUCGAUCCAUAGACUUUACAAUGCACCCAGCCGACAUUCCAGGAGAGGCGGCAGGCAAAGGCAGCAACCUAGCAUAG
Messenger RNA from Ustilaginoidea virens, 750 nucleotides. RefSeq lists its product as uncharacterized. Lineage: Eukaryota; Fungi; Ascomycota; Sordariomycetes; Hypocreales; Clavicipitaceae. Bases 1 to 750 code for a protein of 249 amino acids. The record is from RefSeq and is a predicted model, not a curated record. The transcript is spliced from 2 exons.